AUCAAGGGAAGUAGGAACUCUGGCAAAUUAUAAAGCAGUCUUACAUAGAACAAAUGUAAAUGGCCAAGUCAAGUCUACAAAUGGGUUUGAACCCCAUAAGGAUUUUGUACACACAGUUGUAAGAGCAUUGGUAGUUGAGUUGAUGUGUGAAAAGCAACAGAUACAGAGUAAAACAUCAGAUAUCCAGAUGCCAGAGCAUAUCAAAGUGUGGAAAACAGCCAAAAAAAUGGAAUGGUUAGACAGUUUUGUUGAACCAGUAGUAGAUACCAUCAUGAACACCUACAAGGCUCCAGACAUGAGUGAUGUGGAGAUACCUGUCCUGUACAAGGGUGGUUUAUACAUGCUAAAAAUACCAGCUUCUUCCAGAGGGAGGAAAAUAGAUGUAAACAUUAAUGGGGACAAAGUUAGAAUAGAUGUACCGCCGGAAGCAAGGAGUCCUGUUCAUGUCGGUGAUGACGUUUACAACUACUCACUCAGCUUUUUACGGGCAAGCAUGGAUCUGAUGCUGCUCCACUAUGUAAUAAAGGCUGGAGAUAUUGACAGAUUGACACUUUUGAUGAAACGUUUCAUUCCUUUGUUUAUAGGACUGACAUCCUUCAGAUCGAAAUAUGCAAUUGAAUGUGUUAAUUUUCUAGCAAAAACAGAACAUAUUCUUUCUGAGUUCGAAAGUGUACGAGUGAAGUUAGGUGCAUUUGUCAAUGUUUCUGGAGAACCUGGUAAGAACAAGGCAGCAGAUAUGCAGCAGGAAAAUAACAUUAAACAAGUCAAGAAUGUCAUUAGGAGCUUAGGUGCAAGUAAAACGGACAAGGCCAUGGAAAGAUCAUCAAAGGCAGCUCCUGUGAUAUGUGAAAUGAUUUCUGAUUUGGAAUCAUCGCUUGGCAUUACUACCAACAGUAAGAGAAACAAGAAGUCUUCUGUUGAAGACCUGUCUGUUUUAUUCGACAAAAUGAGACAGUUGAGACCUUUUGAAGUGCAUGUGAACAGAGCAUUGCCUUCUUUUUCGGGGUCUUCAGACAAUGUUGUUAACAAUGUAGAUAAAUUCAAACUCCGAGAUUUCAUUACAAGGCACAGUAAACGGGCUUUAAACCGAACUGCAUGUGAUCUUAAUAAUGAAGAACAGGAUUUUGAGGUUUAGUUACUCAGCAUUUCACAGUUAGUUACAUGCAUUUUAUAAGCAAUGAAUGCAAGUAGCUUGUUUAUAUUUGUCGUGAACUAAUUUUUUUUGAUUGAUAUAAACAAUAAUAUGCAGCAAUUAUCAUCAUGUUAGUCUGUUUUGACAUAUUGACUUAAUGCAAUACCUAUCUUAAAACUAGUAAUAUUGAUGAUCAUUACAUCUUAAGAUAUAUAUUAAUCUUCCUAUAUUAAUCAUCAUAAUUUCCCUGUGAUUUUGUUUGUCGAUUAAUUAGACUUAUGUAUCAUUCCUGCUACUUAAGGAUUUUCAUUUCAAUAAUUUAUGACCAUUUUACAUUGCACAUGAAAUUGUAUUCCUAGUACAUGUAGUAAACAAGUGACAUAUAUUCCUUUGUGACUUUUGCUAAGAUUAGGGAAAUGAAUUACUUGCUAGUUGAGGUAUGUUCACAGCAUUGCAUUUAUAACAUCAAUAUGACAAUACCUACAUGUUAGGCCUUUAAAUUCUUAUCAUUGCAUGAUUGAUGACAGAUAUUAGAUAUAUUCAUCCUGGAAUAUUAUAUGAAGAAGGGGUACAGAUAUGUCUUAUCUUAUCAAUGUAUAAUGUUAUAUGUAUGACUGAAUGUUCUUGAUGGUAAUAAUACUAAAGAAGCUAAUUGAAAAAGUAAGAUAAACAUUGUUAUUCCUUUAAAGGCUUUUCAAUGGGAACAGCUUUUACAGUUUAUGACACCUACAUGUUUUGUUUAAUAUGAUUUUGAUAAUAAAUUAUUCUCUGCAAGAAAAA
Messenger RNA from Saccostrea cuccullata (small rock oyster), 1912 nucleotides. RefSeq lists its product as uncharacterized. The record is from RefSeq and is a predicted model, not a curated record. The coding region runs from base 143 to 1135 and encodes 330 amino acids. The transcript has 3 exons. Lineage: Eukaryota; Metazoa; Mollusca; Bivalvia; Ostreida; Ostreidae.